AUGAUUGGAUCCGAAUUUCAACUUCAUCGUGAUUUUCUGCUUGAAAUUUUCGAUUACUAUGAGGUCGACAAAGGUCUUAUUGUAUUAAAGAGUGCCCCUUUACGCUAUGAACCAUUUACAGGUACCGAUUUACAAUUUUACCAAGAAGCAAUGUUUUACUGGAUGACAGGAUGGGAGAAACCAGAUUCUGCAAUCUUAAUAGAUAUCCAAUCAGGUGAAUCAACGCUUUACAUUCCAAAAUACGACGAAAAUUAUGAAAUCUGGACAGGUCCAAUUCCAACAACAGAAUAUAUCAUGUAUAUUACAGGUGUAGACUAUGUCAAAUGCAUUGACGAUCUAGAAUAUGAUAUUGAAGGACAAGAAAUUUAUGGAGCACUUGAUCAGUUCCCAGAGCAAGAUCAGAAAGCAUUACUUGCUGCUGCAGGUAUGGCAAGAAGAGUUAAGACCCCUUACGAAAUUGAACAAAUAACAAAAGCCUCAAAAUUAACUUCAGAAGCAAUUAUUCAUGUUAUGAAGAAUAUAAAGCCAGGAUGGACAGAACAACAAGUUGAUGCCGAAUUUACAUACUACGGUUUCAAAAAUGGAGCCAAAGAAAAAUCUUUUUUGACAAUUGCAGCUUCUGGACAAGAUGCUGUUUAUUUACAUAACGAAGCUAACGAAGGAAUCUGUAAGGAUGGUGAUUUGUUAUUACUUGAUUGCGGAUUCUUCGUUAAUCAUUACGCAGGAGAUAUUACAAGAACUUUCCCUGUUAAUGGCAAAUUUACACCCAUUCAACGUAAUGUAUACUCGAUAUUACUUGAGAAGCAAAUAGAACUAUGUAACUUCGUUAAGCCUGGUUUGUCAUUUCGGAAUUUAAAUUCCAAAAUGAGUGAUUUAAUUUACGAAUGUCUUGAAGCGAUCGGAGUGAUCAAUAUGGAAAAAGAAGUCAAUAACAAACAUCGUGAAGACAUUGCUGAUAUAUUUACUCCUCAUUCAGUGACUCAUCACCUUGGAUGUAACGUUCAUGAUGUUCAUUACGGUUAUUCUGACAUAAUCUUUGAGAUUUAUGAGAAAGCGAUCAAGCUUGAACCAGGAUUUGUCAUUACAAUCGAACCUGGAAUUUAUUUCCAUAAAGCAAGGAUCCAGAAGAUCAUUGAAGAGAAGAAUUUGCCUUUCUAUGACUGCGUUAACUGGGAAUACGCUCUAACUCUCGCAGAUCAAGUUGGCGGAAUCAGAAUUGAAGAUGAUCUCUUAGUAACAGAAACAGGUGCAGAUAGAUUAAGUCCUUGCCCCAAAUCAUGUGAUGAAAUAGAAGAAAUUAUGGCUUCAGGUGUAUAA
Trichomonas vaginalis G3 is the source of this 1317-nucleotide messenger RNA. Its product is annotated as manganese ion binding. The coding region runs from base 1 to 1317 and encodes 438 amino acids. The transcript has a single exon. Lineage: Eukaryota; Parabasalia; Trichomonadida; Trichomonadidae. The record is from RefSeq and is a predicted model, not a curated record. Gene Ontology annotation, molecular function: metalloaminopeptidase activity; manganese ion binding.